AUGACUGGAAACAACCAAAGUAUCAUCACCCAAUUCCUCCUUAUGGGCCUGCCCAUCUCCCCAGAGCACCAGCACCUGUUCUAUGCCCUGUUCCUGGCCAUGUACCUCACCACUGUCCUGGGUAACCUCCUCAUCUUCAUCCUCAUUCUCCUGGACUCCCAUCUCCACACACCCAUGUACUUGUUUCUCGGCAACUUGUCCUUCUCUGACCUCUGCUUCUCCUCUGUCACAAUGCCCAAGUUGUUGCAGAACAUGCAGAACCACGACCCAACCAUUACCUAUGCAGAAUGUCUGACACAAAUGUACUUUCUAAUGUUUUUUGGAGACAUGGAGAGCUUCCUUCUUGUUGUAAUGGCCUAUGACCGGUAUGUGGCCAUCUGCUUUCCACUUCAUUACACCAGCAUCAUGAGCCCCAAGCUCUGUGCUUGUCUAUUGUUGCCAAUGUGGAUGCUGGCCACAUUCAAUGCCAUGAUGCAUACCGUGCUUAUGGCUAGAUUGUCUUUUUGUGAGAAAAACUUGAUUCUCAACUUCUUUUGUGAUGUAUUGGCUCUCCUGAAGCUGGCAUGCUCGGACACUUACAUUAAUGAGUUAAUGUUAUUGAUCAUGAGUAGUCUCAUUGGUAUAAUACCAUUUGCACUCAUUGUUGUUUCCUACGUCAGGAUUGUCUUUUCUAUUCUCAAGAUUCAUUCUACCCAGGGUCUCCGAAAGCUCUUCUCCACCUGUGGCUCCCACUUGUCUGUGGUGUUUCUCUUCUAUGGGACAAUUAUCGGUCUAUUCUUAUGUCCAUCAACUAAUAACUCUGCUGUAAAAGAAACUGCCAUGGCUGUGAUGUACACAGUGGUGACACCCAUGAUGAACCCCUUUAUCUACAGCCUGAGGAACAGAGACAUUAAGGGGGCCCUGAGAAGAGUUAUCUUCAGUAACAAAAUCUCUUUAUCAUGGUAG
Molecule: messenger RNA, 945 nt
Organism: Microtus ochrogaster (prairie vole)
Lineage: Eukaryota; Metazoa; Chordata; Mammalia; Rodentia; Cricetidae
Product: olfactory receptor 1496-like
Biological process (GO): G protein-coupled receptor signaling pathway
Cellular component (GO): membrane
Molecular function (GO): olfactory receptor activity; G protein-coupled receptor activity
Source: RefSeq, a predicted model, not a curated record